AUGAAGAGCAUCUCACUCCUGAUACUUGGGCUAUCGGCCUCACUUUCUGCAGCGGCGGUUCCACCCCCGGGUGCGGAUGGCAAGUAUACUAUCAGUGCACCUGGAAUUAGGGCACAGUUUAUCCCCUUCGCCGCAGCCAUCACAAACCUCUUCGUCCUCGAUAAAAAUGGCAUCGAACGAGACAUUAUCCUCGGCCACGACUCACCCAGCAACUACUCCGCAGACCCAGGUACACAUAUGGGCGCUAUACCGGGACGCUAUGCCAACCGUAUCGGUAAUGCCCAGUUCACACUUGACGGCGUAACCUACCACACGCCGCAGAACGACGGAAGCAACACCCUACACUCUGGCCCCAACGGAUGGGGUAAUCGUACAUUCGAGGUGGUCGCUGUGAGCGACAACAGCAUCACUUUUGGGAUCCAUGAUCCGGCAUUCAGUACGGGUAUGCCCGGCAGCAUCGAUGCAAAUGUCACGUAUACGUUGACGGAGAAGACGUGGAAGAUUAAGAUCCAUGCUCUGUCGCCGGAGGCGAGGACUCCAUUGAUGUUGACUCAACACACAUACUGGAACCUCGACGCCUUCGCAAACCCGGAAACCGAUCUGAUCUGGAACCACACAUACUACACACCGUACAGCAAGCGUCUCCUCGCACCGGACCCAAACAUGGUGCCGACUGGUGAGAUCACCACAAUCCCGCAGGGCGAUAUCAAUGACUUCUGGUCGGCACCAAAGCAGCUAGGAACCAACCUCCUCACCCCCGGGUGGGUGGGUAACUGUGGUACUGGCUCAGGAUGCGAGGGUUACAACAACUGCUGGCUGGUGGAUAAGAGCCCAAGAAUAGCCAAGCCUGUGGCGACUCUGUCGAGCGACUGGAGCGGGAUUAAGAUGGAGAUCUACACGGGCCAGGCAGCGGUGCAGCUGUAUUCGUGCUAUUGGAUGCCAGGGACGACGCCGAUUAAGAGUACCCAGGGUGGAGAAGGAGCAGCUGGAAAUGGUUUGAUCAAGAGCGGAGGAUGCGUGGCAUUGGAGGCACAGGAUUGGAAUGAUGGCAUCAAUCACCCUGAAUGGGGACGGAACCAGUUUUAUGGGCCAGGUGAUGAUUAUAACUGGGAGGCAACAUAUAAAUUCGGGUUGUUGUAG
Messenger RNA from Morchella importuna, 1140 nucleotides. RefSeq lists its product as uncharacterized. Gene Ontology annotation, biological process: beta-D-galactose catabolic process via UDP-galactose, Leloir pathway; glucose metabolic process. Gene Ontology annotation, molecular function: carbohydrate binding; aldose 1-epimerase activity. The record is from RefSeq and is a predicted model, not a curated record. The coding region runs from base 1 to 1140 and encodes 379 amino acids. NCBI's taxonomy places the organism in Eukaryota, Fungi, Ascomycota, Pezizomycetes, Pezizales, Morchellaceae. The transcript has 4 exons.